Vavraia culicis subsp. floridensis is the source of this 666-nucleotide messenger RNA. RefSeq lists its product as uncharacterized. The transcript has a single exon. NCBI's taxonomy places the organism in Eukaryota, Fungi, Microsporidia, Pleistophoridae. The record is from RefSeq and is a predicted model, not a curated record. The coding region runs from base 1 to 666 and encodes 221 amino acids.
AUGCUGCCAUUGUUCUUUUUUUCGGCUGUAAAAUUACAGCUGCUCCGAAGUCUCUGUCGUGGUACUCCUUACGAAGUUUAUGAAUUUAAAGAAAUAUACAUUGAUAUGAUUUUUUUAAAGACUAAUAGGGACGUAAAACAUUUUUAUGAUAUAAGGAAGUGUAGCCAAGAUAUACAUGAAAAUAAAAAAUAUAUGAAUAGGGAAGUCUUUGAAUGCUUCUCAGAGUAUCUAAUGGUAUCAAUAGACCUUGCUGACCAAAGAAAUGUGUCAUUCGAUAACAUGAGAAAAACGUUAAACAAAUUUAAUGAUAAAUUUGAUGAAAUGAUUACAUAUCAGGUGAAAAAGAAUUGUAAAGAUGAUGCGUUACGGUGUUUAAAAGAAAUCCAUGAGUUGUCAUAUGAUACAAUACAAAGGACAAUAGACACUUUAACUAAGUUUCAUGAUUCGUACUUGAAUAAACUACCGUACUGGAAAAACAGUGGAAAUACGGAUGAGCAAAUAGUAGAAGAUAUUCGUUUAUUAAUGGAAAAUGAAAGAAAACAGAUAAAAAAAAUUAAGGAAGAUGACAAAAACUUGUCCCAGAAAAUUACUGAACUUACAGAUCAAUUGCGCGAGUGUCUCGAAAGAAAGGGAAAUUUAUUUGAAAUUAUGUUCUGUUUUCAUUAA